UGCUUCAAAUUUUAAUUCUUCAAAAAGAACACUUAAAUAUCAUUCAUCUGAACAUAUUGGAUAUCAAGAAGCUAAUGAUAAUCUCUCCUCACAUCCAUUAUUAAAUCUUCCUAAUCCUUUUCCAACUACGACAACACGAAAAGAAAUUUUCAUAUUUAAUCAUGGUGCUUCUGGUAUACCAAAACAUACUGAUAAAACUAUUUCGACUGUAUGUGAUGGAGAAUGGUAUAGUAUUGAUUGUGGCGAAGAUAGUUUCUUCAGGCGUCAUGAUUCUUUAGGCGUAGCUGAUGGUGUUGGCGGCUGGCGUAACGUUGCACCAUCCCCUAGUGCUGUUGCUAAUUCUGCUCUUUAUUCUCGAAAAUUGAUGCACUAUGCGUAUGCGGAGCUUGAAAAAUAUGAUAACAUUGAUGAUGUGAAUCCCGUAGAUAUUUUGCAAGCAAGCUAUGAACAAAGUAUGCGCGAUUGCACCUUGGAGAGCAUAAUUGGUUCUUCAACAGCUUUAAUCGCGAUUUUACGAAAUGAUGAGCUUCGGAUUGCAAAUCUUGGGGAUUGUGGUAUUUGUAUUAUUCGUCAUAACAGUUUCAUUUUUAGAAAUGAGGAACAACAACAUUCAUUUAAUUACCCAUACCAAUUGGGUAGUGCUUCUAAUGAUACUCCUAAAGAUUCACAAACAUUUACGGUUAAAAUUCAAUGUGGCGACAUUGUAGUUAUGGGUUCUGAUGGUAUCUUUGAUAAUUUGUUUGAUGAAGAUAUAUUAGAUGAAAUUAUCCCAUUUAGUUGUCCAAAACGGGGUUUGCAGGUUGAACCUCAAAUAAUUAGUGAUGCACUCGUUUGGCGUGCUAAAACUGUAAGUGAAGACCUCCAUACUACAAGUCCAUUCCAAAGCAGGGCAUUGUGUGAAGGUUUAUAUCAUCAAGGUGGAAAAAAAGAUGAUAUUAGCUGUUUGGUUGGAGUUGUGACUCCAAAAAAAUGA
Messenger RNA from Dentiscutata heterogama, 973 nucleotides. Lineage: Eukaryota; Fungi; Glomeromycota; Glomeromycetes; Diversisporales; Gigasporaceae. The record is from the annotation of a GenBank genome assembly.